ACGGCUCACUUUAGGCGCCAUUUACAAGUCGGACUUUUUUUUUUACCAGGAGUGACUUUGUGCUGGAUUAUACUCGCAGGAUCUUCCCGAUUCGGCGCUAUUUUAUUUUUUUUUAUUCGCGAAGGGAUAUUUUUGAGCAAAAGAAGGGACUAAAGCUUAAAAGAUUUUACCACUUGGGAGUAGAUUGGCCCCCCGAUCUAAAAGGAGUUGACACCCCCUGAGAUUUUGAAAGCAUGCCAUCUAAAAGUGCAAAGAGCUCCACCGCCGCCCCCAAGUCAGGAGGAGGAAAAGUGGCUGACUCCGAGGACGAGCUGGAUGUGCCCCCCCGAGGAAGCAACGGCCAAAAGGAGGAGGCACCAUCGACAACUGGUCCUUCUCCCGGGGAGGCGGUUGAUAGCCGCACUUUGGAGGAGAUUCUCGGUAGCAUCCCUCCACCCCCGCCCCCAGCAAUGACCAAUGAACCGGGGGCUCCUCGUCUCAUGAUAACACAUUUAGUCAACCGCAACUUUAAGUCGUAUGCGGGCCAGCAGAUUCUGGGCCCCUUUCACAAGCGCUUCUCCUGCAUCAUUGGUCCAAAUGGAAGUGGCAAGUCCAAUGUGAUAGACUCCAUGCUAUUUGUGUUUGGGUACAGAGCUCAAAAGAUCCGAUCCAAAAAGCUGUCAGUCCUCAUUCACAGCUCUGACCAGCACAAAGAUGUGCAAAGCUGUACCGUGGAGGUGCAUUUUCAGAAGAUUAUUGAUAAGGAAGGAGAUGACUACGAAGUCAUCCCCAACAGCAAGUUCUACGUUUCCAGGACGGCCAACAAAGACAACACUUCAGCCUACUAUAUUAAUGGCAAGAAAGCCACAUUCAAAGAGGUCGGGGCUUUGCUUCGAAGUCACGGCAUUGACUUGGACCACAACAGAUUUCUCAUCCUUCAGGGUGAGGUGGAGCAAAUCGCCAUGAUGAAGUCCAAAGGUCAGACGGAGCACGAUGAGGGAAUGCUGGAGUACCUGGAGGACAUUAUUGGCUCCUGUCGCCUCAAGGAGCCCAUCCACAUCCUGUCCCGCAGAAUUGAACUGCUUAAUGAACAAAGAGGCGAGAAGCUGAACCGAGUCAAGCUUGUUGAAAAGGAGAAGAAUGCUUUGGAGGGAGAAAAGAACAAAGCUGUGGAGUUCCUCAAACUGGAAAAUGACAUCUUCAAACACAAGAGUCAUCUCUGCCAGUAUUACCUUCAUGACCUGAAAAAGCGUGUGGUGCAUAAAGAGCAGGAGAAGCAGACCAUCUUGGAGGACAACAAGGAGCUUACAGAGAAAACGUCUAAGCUAUCAGAAGAGAUGGGGGAAAAGAAUCAGGAGCUGAAAAAUGUGGAGAAGAAACAAAAUAAGCUCAACAAGCACAUUGAGAGCCAGAAGGAGAAGUUCACCCAGCUGGACUUGCAGGAUGUUGAAGUGCGUGAGAAGAUCAAACACUCCAAGAGCAAGAACAAGAAGUUGCAGAAGCAGCUAGAGAAGGACAAAGAAAAGCUAGAAGAGGUGCGCGGUGUACCCGCCAACAGUGAAAAGGCCAUCUCUGAGGCGACGGCUUGCAAGGAAGAGCUGGAGAAGCAGAAGGGGAAAGAGGAGGAAAAACUCAAAGAGGUGAUGGAGAGUCUGAAGGAAGAGACCAGUGGCUUACAGCAGGACAAGGAAACCAAAGAGAAAGAGCUGAUGGGGCUCAGCGUGGCCGUGAACGAGACGCGCUCCCGUAAGGAUCUUGCCCAGUCGGAGCUGGACAUCUACCUGAGCCGCCACAACACAGCUGUGACACAGCUCAACUCGGCCAAACAGACGCUUCAAACCACGUCGGACACGCUGCGGGAGCGCCGCGCUGCUAUUAAAGAGCUGGAAGUCAACAUUCCCGAGAGAGGGAAGGAGUUAAAGAAGGACGAGCAAGAGCUGGAGCAGCUGAUGAAGAUGGAAAAUGAGACCCGGCAGACGGUGGGGGAGAUGAGGCAGAAGGUGGAUGAAGCCAAGAGCUCUCUGUCCUCCAAGCGCAGUCGAGGAAAGGUCCUGGAUGCACUCAUGCAGCAGACCAGGAGUGGCAGGAUUCCUGGUAUCCUCGGAAGACUGGGAGACCUCGGAGCCAUAGAUGAAAAGUACGACGUGGCCAUUUCCUCCUGCUGUGGAGCUCUGGACCACAUUGUGGUGGACACCAUCGACACGGCUCAGAAAUGUGUCGUAUUCCUCAAAGAGCAUAACAUCGGCAUGGCGACUUUCAUCGGUCUUGACAAGAUGACGGUGUGGGAGAGGAACAUGGGACCAAUCCGCACCCCUGAGGACAGCCCCCGUCUCUUUGACAUGGUGAGAAUGAACGACGAGAGCGUGCGUCCGGCGUUCUACUUUGCCUUGAGGGACACCCUGGUCGCCCAAGACAUGGAGCAGGCAACAAGGAUUGCCUUCCAGAGAGACAGGCGUUGGAGGGUGGUCACCCUCAAGGGGCAGAUCAUUGAGAUGGCUGGAACCAUGACUGGAGGAGGACGGAUGAUAAAGGGCCGGAUGGGCUCUUCUCUCAACACGGAAGUCUCCCAGGAGGAGCUUGACUGCAUGGAGCGCAAGCUGAACGAGAAGGCGUCAAAGCUGCAGGGGUGCCAAGAGAGGAAGCUGCAGCUGGAGGAGAACGUCCAGCGCCUGCGCUCUCAGCUCCGUGACAUGAAGAACACGCUGGAGAAAUACUCCAACAGCAUGACCAGUCUGUCUGACCAGGAGAGCCACUUAAAGGUCCAGAUGAAGGAACUGGAGGCCAACGUGCUGGCCGCUGCCCCAGACAAGAGCAAACAGAAACAGAUGGAGAAGAGCCUGGAGGCCUUCAAGAAAGACUUUGAAGCAGCUUCCAACAAAGCUGCCAAGGUGGAAAACGAGGUGAAGAGGCUCCACAACCUCAUCGUGGAUAUCAACAGCCACAAGCUGAAAGCUCAACAGGACAAGCUGGACAACAUCAACAAAGCUCUGGAUGAAUGCUCGUCCACCAUCACCAAGGCUCAAGUCGCCAUCAAGACUGCAGACCGCAACCAGAAGAAGUGUGAGGAGAGUGUGAGUCGUGUGCAGGCUGAGCUGGAGAGCAAUGAGAAGUGUUUAGGGGACUUCACAGAACACCUGAACAAACUGGAGGACGAGGCAGGAGAGAUCAUGAAGGACUGUCAAGAGACCGAGGCAGCGCUCCCUGAGGUGCAGGAGCAGUACCAGGCGGUGGUGAAGGAGAUCAAGGUCCUCCAGCAGCAGGAGCACGCCCUGCAGCAGGAGUCGCUGAGCGUACGACUGCGCGUGGAGCAGAUGGAGGCCGCCAUCGGCGAACACAAAAACAAGAUGAAACACUGGCAGAAGGAGGCUUCCAAGCUGUCCUUUCACGCCAUCGAGGGCCAACCUGAGGAAGAACUCCCUGCUCUCACAGCCGAGCAGCUGGACGCCAUCUCGGACCCCAACGUCAUCGUCAACAAGAUGCUCACCUUGGAGACGCAGUGCGCUCACAUGAAGCCCAACCUGGGCGCCAUCGCGGAGUACAAGAAGAAGGAGGAGCAGUACCUGGAGCGCGUGGGCCAGCUGAGUAAGAUCACCACGGAGCGGGACCAGUUCAAACAAGGCUACGAGGACCUCCGCAAGCAACGCCUCAACGAGUUCAUGACGGGCUUCAACAUGAUCACCAACAAGUUGAAGGAGAACUACCAGAUGCUCACACUGGGGGGCGACGCGGAGCUGGAGCUGGUGGACAGCCUGGACCCCUUCUCUGAGGGCAUCAUGUUCAGUGUGCGACCUCCAAAGAAGAGCUGGAAGAAGAUCUUCAACCUCUCCGGGGGAGAGAAGACCCUCAGCUCGCUGGCGCUGGUGUUUGCUCUGCACCACUACAAGCCCACGCCGCUCUACUUCAUGGACGAGAUCGACGCCGCUCUGGAUUUCAAGAACGUCUCCAUCGUGGCCUGUUACAUUUACGAGCAGACCAAGAACGCUCAGUUCAUCAUCAUCUCGCUAAGGAACAACAUGUUCGAGAUCGCCGAUCGCCUCAUAGGUAUCUACAAAACUCACAACACCACUAAGAGCGUGGGCAUCAACCCCAAGACAAUCGUGUUCCAAGAGCACGGAGCCACCACGGCUUAGAUCUUCUGCUUGUGUCCGACACCUUCAGGAAUUCUUCUUCCGUCAUUGUAAAUAUGUCCUGUGCUGCUCUUCUAUUCUUUAUUCAAUAAAAUACUUUUACUUCA
Molecule: messenger RNA, 4213 nt
Organism: Nerophis lumbriciformis (worm pipefish)
Lineage: Eukaryota; Metazoa; Chordata; Actinopteri; Syngnathiformes; Syngnathidae
Gene: smc4
Product: structural maintenance of chromosomes 4
Biological process (GO): mitotic chromosome condensation
Cellular component (GO): chromosome; condensin complex
Molecular function (GO): protein binding; ATP hydrolysis activity; ATP binding
Source: RefSeq, a predicted model, not a curated record